Pyrgilauda ruficollis (rufous-necked snowfinch) is the source of this 3912-nucleotide messenger RNA. RefSeq names its product tripartite motif containing 8 (gene TRIM8). The transcript has 7 exons. The coding region runs from base 1306 to 2961 and encodes 551 amino acids. Lineage: Eukaryota; Metazoa; Chordata; Aves; Passeriformes; Passeridae. The record is from RefSeq and is a predicted model, not a curated record.
CCGCUUAGCUCCGCGUUCCCCCCCCUCCCCGGCCGCGGCCGCCUCCCCGGGGGCGGCGGGAGGAAGCCGGGGCGUGGGGCUCCGGCGCCCAGGGCGACCCCAAGAUGGCUGGAGGAGGCGGCGGGGGCGGGCGCGGGGGGCUGUGCUGAGCGGCCCCGCCGGGACGGGACGGCUCGGCUCGGCUCGGGCUCGCCUGGCCCCGCAGCCCCUCCGCAGAGCCUCGCUGGGCAGGCGGAGGAAGUGGCUCCCGGGAGCGGGGUUGUUCUGGUGACUUUAUUUAUAAUUUCUUUUUUUAAAUACCCUUUUUUCUUUUUAUUUUUUUAAUUAAUUUUUUAAAUUUGAUUUUAUUUUUAACGCGCUCCCGGUCUCCGUUCUCAGCCGGGCAGCUCAAGAUGGCUGAGAGCUGACUCGGCUCUCCCGGAACCGCUCGCUCCGGCCGGCUCCUCCCGGCUGCCCGCCGCCGCCUCGCCCCUUCCCGGCGGGGCCGCGCCGGGGAAGGCAGCGCUCCGCCGCCGGCUCGGGCGCCGUCCGAAGCAUUGUUACCGUCGGGGGCUUGCGACCCCCGGGCCGGCCAUGAGAGCGGGCUAGGACGGACCCUGCGGGCGCAUUUUUCCCCCCAGCCCUGGUGGGAAGUGAGAGCAGGUUGAUUUGGGGUCCGCGGGGCUCAGAACCCCCCGUGGCAAAGCCCGUCCCCUCUCCCAUCCCUCUCCGGGAGCGUUGGAGGAGCUGGGCGGGCUGUGCUGGGCUGGCGUUUGCUCUGAAUGACCGAGCUCUCCCAUUCAAGACCUCGUAAUCUCGAAGCAGGCGAGAGAGCUUUUUUUGCUGCUCCUCCGAUUUAGAAGCAAAUCUCGGGGGCCGCAGAGAGAAUUCGUUUUUCCGCCAUCGUCAUCGUCGCUAUUAUUAUUAUUUUUUUAAUCUUCCUCCUUUUCCCGUUUUGGAUCUUAACCCUUUGAUCUGUUUCCUUUAAAAGACUCUGAUUCCCAACUCCCAUCAGGGGGAGAGGGAGGAGAAAUACAGGGAAGGGGAAAAAAAAGCUCGAGCGAGUCGCUGCCCUCAGCUGUUGGCCAGGUUUGGUGGGGGACAAAAGUCCCUUUAAAAUAUUGAAUGUCAGUUGCAAACCUAAGAAAAGAAAAAUCUGAUCCGGAGUGCUAAAUUUAGGAGCUUUAUAUGGAACUUGGACUCUGCUGCUGGAUUUUGUAUGGAUUUUUUUCAACCUUUGGGAGGACAGACCCCGGCGUCCGCCCCUAGACCGCACUGAGCGACCGAAGCGGCUGGGGGGAAGCGUCGACAGAGCUGCCGGCAGAGAUGGCCGAGAAUUGGAAGAACUGCUUCGAAGAGGAGCUCAUCUGCCCCAUUUGCCUGCAUGUCUUUGUGGAGCCGGUCCAGCUGCCCUGCAAGCACAACUUCUGCCGGGGCUGCAUCGGGGAGGCGUGGGCCAAGGAGUCGGGCUUGGUGCGGUGCCCGGAGUGCAACCAGGCCUACAACCAGAAGCCCAACCUGGAGAAGAACCUGAAGCUCACCAACAUCGUGGAGAAGUUCAACUCCCUCAACCUGGAGAAGCCCCCCUCAGUCCUGCACUGCGUCUUCUGCCGCCGGGGCCCGCCGCUGCCGGCCCAGAAGAUCUGUUUGAGGUGCGAGGCUCCGUGCUGCCAGUCCCACGUCCAGACCCACCUGCAGCAGCCCUCCACGGCCCGGGGGCAUCUCCUGGUGGAGGCGGAGGACGUGAGGGCCUGGAGCUGCCCCCAGCACAACGCCUACCGCCUGUACCACUGCGAGGCCGAGCAGGUGGCUGUCUGCCAGUUCUGCUGCUACUACAGCGGGGCCCACCAGGGACACUCGGUGUGCGACGUGGAGAUCCGCCGCAAUGAGAUCCGGAAGAUGCUGAUGAAGCAGCAGGACCGCCUGGAGGAGCGGGAGCAGGACAUUGAGGAGCAGCUCUACAAGCUGGAAUCAGACAAGCGGCUGGUCGAGGAGAAGGUGAACCAGCUGAAGGAUGAGGUGCGCCUGCAGUACGAGAAGAUGCACCAGAUCUUGGAUGAGGACUUGAGGAAGACAAUGGAGAUCCUGGACAAGGCCCAGGCCAAGUUCUGCAACGAGAACGCAGCCCAGGUUCUGCACCUCAAUGAGCGCAUGCAGGAGGCCAAGAAGCUCCUCAGCUCUGUCCAGGUCAUGUUCGACAAAACUGAGGACAUCAACUUCAUGAAGAACACCAAGUCUGUGAAAAUCUUAAUGGACAGGACUCAGAACUGUACAGGUGGCAGCCUGCCCCCACCCAAAAUUGGCCACCUCAACUCCAAGCUCUUCCUGAACGAGAUCGCCAAGAAGGAGAAGCAGCUGAGGAAGUUGCUGGAAGGUCCUCUGAGCACCCCCGUCCCCUUCCUGCAGAGCAUCCCCAUGUACCCCUGCACCGUCAGCAACUCCGGCGCGGAGAAGCGCAAGCACUCCACCGCCUUUCCCGAGGGCAGCUUCCUCGAGCCAUCGUCCGGGACUGUGGCGAGCCAGUACAUGAGCCAGGGCGCUUCGGCUGGCGAGGGGCAGUCCGCACAAGCCAUGGUGCCUUGUAGCUCCACGCAGCACAUAGUUGGACUUCCUAGCGGCCCGCAGCCGGUGCACUCGGGCUCCGUCUUCAACCCAUCUCACUACCCCAACACCACGUCAUCUCAGCAGUCCGUGCUCUCCCAGUACGGCGGCCGCAAAAUCCUCGUCUGCUCCGUGGAUAACUGUUACUGUUCCUCGGUGUCCAACCACAGCGGGCACCAGCCCUACCCGCGCUCGGGGCACUUCCCCUGGACAGUCUCGUCGCAGGAGUACUCCCACCCGCUGCCGCCCGCCCCCGCCGUCCCCCAGUCGCUCCCGGGACUUGCCGUGAGGGAAUGGAUUGACGCAUCCCAGCAGCACGGGCGGCAGGAUUUCUAUAGGGUCUACGGGCAGCCGUCGGCCAAACACUACGUCACCAGUUAACCGUCACACUCUCCGGAGAGUCCUGCUCGAUGACGUGUUCAGAGAGAAAAGUCUGGUUUGGUUUGGCUUUUCUUUUUUUUUUUUUCCUCCCCUUUUUAAAUCAAACCCAAUGUUUUCCCUGCCUCGCGCCCCUCCAGGAUUUUGGGGAGGGUUGUUCUAGCAUAUCUCCUUUUUUUUUUUUUUAAUCCUUUAAAAAUGAAAUAAUUUUUUUCAUUUUAUUGUCUUUUUUUAAUUUAAUUUUGGAAGUCCUUCCUGCCCCUCGCUGGGUAAACACGAGGGAGAAAUUACCGAGAAGAAAUUGAUGGGGAUUUCAGUCGGACAUCUGGGUCUGUGCGUUGUGCUCUUCCUCGCUCCUCUCUGCCUUUGGAAAACUUCAGAAGGGACAAUGGCACCUUCUCUCUUUCUAUUUCUCCGAGUUAAUUUUUUUCUGGUUUGGUUCAGUUUUUUCCCUUUCCCCACCCCUUUCUUUCCCUUUUUAAAAAGAAAAAAAAAAGAAAAAAUCUAUCAUUGAUUCAGUAUGAAAUGACACUUGUAGAUUUUGGGUUUGUUAUUUUUUUUUUUAAAGGCUGAUUUUUUUUUUUGUGUUACAAGGCCACUUCUCAUGCAUAUUGGCAUUUUUUUCCUUCUUUCAGAGAUUUGUAAAUACACAAUGGCAGGAAAUUUAAUGCACAAAAAAAAAAAAAAGGGAAAAGAAACUUUACAAAAAACCACAAAUAAAUAAAUAAAAAAAAAUCUGUUCUAGUUUUCAGGAGGGGAAGUGUGACCGAAACACACUCCCCUCCUGCAUAUCGCUGAUGCAACUUCCUGUAACAAGCACUUUGUAUAAAGAAAAGUGGACUUCCUGCUAUAAGGCACAGGUAUUUAUUCUGUAACCGAUUUUAGACACACACACACACACACACACACACACACACGCAAAAUAUUCAAAUAAAUGUGAUCACUUAGUGCAAA